Molecule: messenger RNA, 1502 nt
Organism: Centrocercus urophasianus (Greater sage-grouse)
Lineage: Eukaryota; Metazoa; Chordata; Aves; Galliformes; Phasianidae
Product: gametocyte-specific factor 1-like
Exons: 6
Coding region: 61-603 (180 amino acids)
Source: RefSeq, a predicted model, not a curated record
GUGGGAGCGCGGGGCUUGGUGGCCGGUAGGAGGCCGCUGGAGGCUGACGCGGAGCCUAAGAUGGACCCCGAGGCGCUCGUCCAGUGUCCCUACGACAAGGCGCACCAGAUCCGGGUGUCCCGGCUGCCUUACCAUCUCGUCAAGUGCCAGCGGAACAACCCGCAGGUGGCUCGCUCGAUGGAGAUCUGCCCUUUCAACGCCAGGCACAGGAUCCCGCGAGCCGAGCUGCAGAGACACAUUGCCUGCUGCCCCGACCAGCGCCUGCUCUUCGACUCUCAGGGGUCGUCUGUGUGCGUCGGUGACCAGGCAAAGCAACCCAAGGUCCCCGUGGCCUGGCAGGCCCCACCGUGCCAAGAGGACUGGGAGGCAGAGGUCAGCGAGCUGGAGGAAGCUGCACCGUUUAUCCUCAACGCCACUGUGAGCGAGCUGCCCCUCCAAGAAGACAGCGCUGCUCUGACUGCAACCCCAAACUGGAGCGAAGGUGUGGGUCCUGCUGCAGCGACGGUGACAACAGGACACCUCGUGAAGGGGCCGGGCCAGCGGGAGCUGCACAGACCAAGGAGGGUGGUGGCACAGCUGAGGUGGUGCCCACCUCCCCGCUAGGACCAGGGGAACCACGGUGCAAGCAAGGGCAGCGCCUGCUUGGUAUCUGCUGCAGGGAAUGAUUGUAGCAAUAGGUUUUUAAAAACGUUUUGGAAAUAAUGUGGCUUGUGAGUGUGCGUGGUGUCCUGUCGCUUUUGGGAAGGGGAACUGCUUGGCAUUGCUGAUAGGGGACAGCAGCAAAAUGGGGGCCGUAGUGGGAUGGGGAAGGGGGUUUCCAGUAGGAUGAGAGUUGAAAGGUGGGGACCAAGAGGCUCCCCUGGUGUGAGCAUGUCGUGGGUCUGCCAUGUUGUUUGUCCCCUGCACUGCUUGGCUGUGCUCUCAGCGCGUUCCGUGCGGCCUCCUGCUUGUGGCACAGUCAGUAGGGGAGGGGGAGCAGCAUUUUGGGGUCUGUCCUUGUCUCCGUACCCCCCACAGUUCACCCCCGUGGCCAGCCUGCCUUCCAGCACUGCCCCCCAUAGCAUCCCUGUGUCCCCAGGUGCCUCCACGACACCCCUGCUCUGCCUGUACCCAGUCCCUCAGCAGUGUGUCCCCAGGUCACUGGUGCCCCGCUACCCCCCUCAGCCUGUCCCUUUAUCUGAGAUGGGGACAGCACCGAAGAGGACGUCCAGAACCACCCAGCGUGGCCAAAAUGGCUCCAGGCCGGGGGGGGGGGAACCCACAGAUCCCCGACCCUGCCAAGAAGGUGAGGAAAAACUCGGAGGAGGCGCCGGAUUUGGGGCGGGACGGAUGGAAAUGGGAACGUGUGUGUCACGCUGCCUCCUCUGGCCGGGCUCCCAGCCGCCCCCAACGCGCUUUAACCCGCGCCAGCCGGGACGAUCGCAGCGAAGGCAACGGCGGGGACCCCGCGGGGCUCAGUUUGGGGAGAAAUCCUGCUUUUUUUUUUGUGCAGCGGUCUCCCC